AUGGUGGCCUCUGAAUUCCCUAGAAGACUGUACACCAAAGGCGGUGAGCCAGCCCCGGAUAAAAGCAUCGGCUAUUAUGCUGAUAAUUAUAGGCUGGUACCUGCACUAAAGUCAGCUCUACAAGAGGAUGAAUGGGAGGAGAUUUACGAGUCACCGUUGGGUGUCUUUUUAAAGUUCCACGACUUGGAUUUUGGUUGGGCUUCUAGGCUGGUCCACCACAUGCUGACCUUUCAGAUAGUUUGCAAGCAGAGGUACGAGAUAUGGAGCCUGAUUGGUACCACUCCAGUUUGGUUUUCAUUGCAUGAGUUUGAGGAGAUCACCGGACUCAACUGCGGGUACGUGGAUGACUUGGCUGUAACUGAUCUUGAGCUUUCCGAUGACAUGCAUGCAUUUUGGGAGCUAAUGGGGGUCGAUGUCGAGUCGGGCCCAAGCACUAUCGAAAUUAUUGAAGCCUGUUCCAACUGCUCAUCAUGGUCUUGGGAUGAUAGGCUGCGGUUGGGAUAUCUUGGGAUCUACGCUGGUUUCAUAUUGGCAACGAGACCUGGCUUAUCCACAAAUGUCAACCAUGCCAGACUAGUGAUGGAUCUCGAAGGUUUUAAGGAGUUUCCAUGGGGAAGAAUUGCUUUUCAUCAUCUGAUCAAGUCUGUUAAGGAGAAAGAUCUCAGCAAAAACAUUUAUAUAGAAGGAUUUGUGCAAGCUCUUCAAGUGUGGGUGUACUAUGCUCUGCCGGAUUUUGCUGCUGAAUUUGGCGAACCAUUGCCAAAUGAUAUUUCACCUCUUAUGUUGGCUUACAAAGGAUCAAGAGGACGAAAGAACGUCAAAGCCAACAUGCUAAAACAUGUACUGCUCGCAUACAGUGCUGUGUGGCUAAGGACUUGGCGGAUAUGUUUCCAAUUUGGUGUUUUGGGUGCCCACAUCGUCAAGGCAGAAGCAGGAAAGAGGAGUCUUCCCUCAGAUGAAUCAAGUCGCAAGAGACCCUGCACAGCCUCUGCCUCUGCUGCCUCUUUCGUUGGUGAUGAAGGGGUCGGAGUUGUCGCUACUAUGAAAGCGCACUUCAACCAAUGCUUCAAAAGCUUUUCAACCAAGAUGCUGAAUGGUCUUGGUAGCUGUGAAAAGCAGAUCAAACUUCUCACCGAGAAGGUUGAAUCUGUAGAGCGCGCGAGUAAUUCAGUUAAAGAUGAUGCUCCGAUGAAAGAUAAUGUCAACGUUAGUGCGUGUGAGAGUGUUAACGCCCCCGGGGAUGCAAAAGGAAAGAAGGCUGCCAUGAAGGAAGAAGAGGCCCCCGAGCCUAGUUUUUGUGAAAUUGACCCGAAGACGUGUGAUGUUGACUUCGACGCAGUUGCACUAGCCAAAAAUGCCAAAGCCAGAGCAGCGGCUCAGAUAGUUGCCCGAGCAAUGAAUGCCAGAAACCAACAGCUGGCUGCGACACAGAAGAGCCCGUUCUUAUGA
Messenger RNA from Eutrema salsugineum, 1449 nucleotides. RefSeq lists its product as uncharacterized. The record is from RefSeq and is a predicted model, not a curated record. Bases 1 to 1449 code for a protein of 482 amino acids. The transcript has 4 exons. NCBI's taxonomy places the organism in Eukaryota, Viridiplantae, Streptophyta, Magnoliopsida, Brassicales, Brassicaceae.